CUGAACAGAACGUAGCACAUUCCCCUCCAUUCGUUCAAAUAAGAAUGACUGACGCAGGUUUUUUUAAGGGAACUAGUGCAGAACAAGAUGCUAGGUUCGCAGACAAAAAGAAAAAGCUGAUGAAGACGAUGAAGUUUGGGGAGAAUCUCUCACAAAAAGUUGACAUGUCAAAGAUUAAUCUUGAGUCUAUAAGACCUUGGAUUGUUAAGCGCAUCACUGAACUCCUUAAUUUUGAGGAUGAAGUAGUGUGCGAUUAUAUUUUCAACCAGCUGGAGGAUCUUCAUCCAGAUCCCAAGGAAAUCCAGAUCAAUAUAACAGGAUUUCUAAAUGGCAAAAAUGCUAGGAUAUUUUUGUCGGAAUUAUGGGAUCUUUUGUUAUCAGCUAUGCAGACACCAGAUGGCGUUCCAGCAGCGUUUCUUGAAGCAAAGAAAGAGGAGAUAGCAAAGCGUCAGGAAGAAGAAAAGCAAGUUCAACAUGAAAUGAAACGUAGAGAGGAUGAGUUAAUUGUAAGAGGAACAAAUCGAUUAGUAAAUCCACCGCCUAUGGAACAAACAGAUAGUCAACUGCGUAUUCCACCUACAAAAAGUAAUGGAAUGUCAGAAGCUGCAGAAUUGAAAGUUUCUUCUACUCGUAAUCGUUCUGUUUCACGUACAUCAUCUCCGUCGUCGCCUCGUUCACGUGUACCUGCUAAAGAAAGUCGUGAAAAGCCUGAUAAGAAAACCAGUCGAUCUCGUCGAGAUGACAGUAGUUCUUCGCGUUCACCAGAACCAUCACGUCACCGUCGGCGCCGUCAUCAUUCAUCAUCUGAUCGGUCUUCUAUUGAAAAGGAUCGGCAUUCACGUUCACGUCACCGACAUCGGCGUUCCAGGUCACGGAGUAAAGUAGAACAGAAACCAAAAUCACCUGUCGGUGACUGGAGGAAAGAUCUUAUGGCUGGUCGACGUCGUAGUCCUCCAGAAAUGCCUGAAAGUAGUUAUUAUGGAAACGAAAAACACUCUAAAAGUCAUAAACACUCCAAAAAGCACGAGAAACGAAAACGUUCGCGCAAGUCGCAUCAUAAGUCUCCAGAUGAUCAUCGAUCUCACAGACAUGGUUACGAUGGGGAUACUCGGACUCAUGGUAUACCAGAAACAGAUGAAAGAGAUGUACGUUCAGGUUAUUUAGAACAUUCAAGAAAAGAUGGUUUUGAUGAAAAUUAUAGGAGAUAUGAGGGUCCAGACCCACCUGAUCACUAUGACUAUCGUUCCUCUGGUGGUAGACACAUGCAUGAUUCUGGGUCACACAAUCAUAACAUCAGUCCACGAUCAAGUCGUACACGUCUUAGAGAAUCAGAACGAUCUGUCAGAGAUUAUAAUCGACAUCGCAUACAAGAGGAAGAUGAUGCUAAUACAUAUGUCAGACGUCAUCAGGCUGAAAAAAGGGAAAUAUCACCAAUGCGAAGCAGUAAUACAUCUUUGGCAAAACGUCAAGAAAAUCGUCUUCCAAGUCCGGAGGGUCCUUCAUUGCCACCAGUUGUUUCAAAGCGACCAGCAGAUGUAAAAGUCGUCGAAAGCGUCGUUACCAAGCGUUCAAAACGAAAGGUGUCCGAGUCUUCUUCAAGUAGUUCGUCAAGUUCUACUACCGGCAGUAGCAGCAGCAGUUCUAGCAGUAGUGGGAGUUCCAGUGGCGGUGAUGGCAGCAGCGGCAGUGGAAGCAGUAGUGACGACAGUGAUGAUGAUGAUGAUGGUGAAGCUCCUCAAGCUAAGAUUGAACAACCACCACCAAAAGUCAAAAUUCCAACCAGGGAACCCACUCCUGAAGGUCCUGCCUUACCACCGGAGCUGGUGUGUCCAACUCAACCUGAAGGUCCUGAUCUCCCUCCAACCGUUGAACAAACUAUGGAGUGGUCAGAAAACCCAGUUCAUCCUGGAUCGUCGUCGCCAAGUUCAGCGUCUUCAGGAUCCUCCAGUGAUGAUGAUGAGAAUAAUGAGGGAUCCGGAUCAAGUUCUAGUGGCAGUAGUGAUGAUAGUAGUUCGGAUAGUAGUUCUAGUAGUAGCCGUAGUAGUAGUAAUAGUAGUAGUGAAAGUGACGAUGAUGAUGAGCCCAGUCAGAAACGUGUCAAGUCUAAAAAGAAUGGCAAACAGCAUGCUAAAACUCAUGAAAAAAAUCACUUGUCUCCAGAGGGUCCUGCUCUACCUCCUAGUAUUCCUAGCUCUAAUAAUAAGGUAGAUAUAUAUGUUUGUUCCACUUUAGUUUCUUAUAAUUUGGUAGCCCUAUGUCAGCCUGCUGUUAGGCGGCUGAACGGGGCGGAGGGUAGUGGUGGUGUACUAGUAAGCAGGAAAUUCUGCUGCUUAGGAUUAUGUGGUGAUGAGCGACACUCGUCCAGUCUUUGCUUCAUUAUGUAUUAGUGUAUGCUCAUUUUCUUCUGUACGGCUAACCACUUCUUGUUAUUUCUUUUGAAACAAUAGAACCUAUGCCUCAACGCACACACACACACUACCUACUCUUUUAAAUGCUUUGCUCACGGCUUUUUUAUAUGUCGUUAGGAUUACUGUUUUUCAAAUGUUUGACUCACUAUUUCUCUCAGUAUCUUUUUGCUCAGUAUUAAAUCCUCUUGAUGUAUAUAUGCUUGAAGUGUUAUAUCAUCAAGGGGAACCAUGUGUUUCAUGUAUGUCGUGUGAUGGUUUUAGUAUUUGAGAGCUCUACAUUUAUCUUGAACCUAAGAGUUCCCUACCAACAGUUGAUUGUUCAUCGAUGCGGGGGGUGUAAGGUGGGUUGGAUAGUGUGAAGUUAUGAAGGUUCCUUGAGCUGGAGGUGAGAUGGGCGGAGGGUUAUUACCACCGCUGAUAUCUCAUAUUCUGCAAUAAAAUUCCAAGUUAUCUUCUUGGAGUAGAAUUGCUUACAUGAUGAUGAAUGUUAGCCUCCUUCCAACUGCUGAACGGAGUCGAUAAUAUAGACGCGUAAGCUAUGUCACACAAACUCCUACGUGUCGUUUCCAAACACACACAAGACGCAUAACAUUUAGCUCCUACCAUUUCUUACAGUCCUGUAGGAGGACGAGAAGGUCAGUCUCUGAUUUAGCACUGGGGAUGACUCAGGUUUGAAUCUCAGAGAAAAAAGGGAUAUGAGUUGUAUCAAGAUGGAUGAUACUGGUGUAUGAGUAUGCCAGCAAGCAUGAAACCUCUAGGUCAAAAAGCAGGGCUUCCUGCUAGAUCCCCUAACCUUAACCAUCUGAUAACAGCAAUUCAGAGUGCUCUGUGAUGACGAGCCGAGCUGUUAUGUAGCAUGAUAGCCACUAAUAGAAUCCAGUCUGUACCAAACAAAGCACUAGAAGCAUGCUUUUAGUUAUUUGAAUGUUAUCAAACCUUUUGACAUGCAUAUUUGACUAUUUUGGUAGCUGUUUUGAUAUAUAUAUAUAUAUAUAUGUCUAUCUUGUAUGCAUUUGUGUUAUUUUCCGAAUUGAAUUUCAUCUUUUUCUCUCUUUCUGAAUUUGAUUUUGUAGAAAAUGGAACGUCGUGAAUCAGUUGAAGAAGUUCUACGUCAACGUGCUCUAGAAUCAUUACUUCGCAGUUCACGUAAACGACGCAGUUCCCCUUGACUAGAGAAUCAAUGAUGAUGGUAUUGUUAUUACUGUUUUUGUUGCUGUUAUCUUGUGGGGGAUACUUUCACAGCACUUUUCUUACCUUCACUUGUUUUGUUUCCUACACAGGUACAGGUUUAUCCCUGUUAUCAUUAUUAUAAUAUGAAAUGAGAUUAUGUGAAAUGCUGAAUUUUUAAAAAUGUGAAUAGUACUCCCCAUGAUAUAACUCCCUCCCUUUCACCGCCCCCCCAAUUUCCUCUUCUUCGCUCUCUUCUUCCUCCUACCACGCCAACACCAACAACCUUUGUAUAAAUACACUCCCAGUUUCAAAAUAAAAUUUUAAAUUAUUUGUA
Messenger RNA from Trichobilharzia regenti, 3912 nucleotides. The record is from the annotation of a GenBank genome assembly. NCBI's taxonomy places the organism in Eukaryota, Metazoa, Platyhelminthes, Trematoda, Strigeidida, Schistosomatidae.